AUGAUAUUAACAUCAUUGGGAGUAUCAGACGUUAUAGGAAUAAUUAUAUUCUUUUACGUCGCAAAAUUUUAUUACGAGUAUUUUACACGUCCGAACCCUUUACCUGGGUCUAUCCCACUACCUAUAAUUGGAAAUUUAUUAGGAAUAAUUUAUUAUGGUAGAGGGGAUUUUACAGUAUGGUACAAGAUACUACAUCAAAGACAUGGUGAUAUUUUCGAAUCAUAUAUGGGUGGUUUUCGAAGGGUAAUAAUAUCUCGACCGGAUUACAUCGAGAAGAUGAUGUCACCUUCCACAAAGAACGAUUACACGUUAAGAGUGGGAAAUAUUCCCGCAUUUGAUGAAUUAGGAAUUUCAAAAUCAGGGAUGACUUUAAAUUCACACAUUCCUACUUGGAAAUUUAAUCGAGGAUUCUUUACCAAGGUCAUCCUCGCUCCGAAUUUCUCCAAAGGGAUUGUAAAUUUGAUUCCAACAAUCUACGAUGAAUUAGAUAAAUAUUGGAAGGAAAUUGGUGAGGAUGUACCAAUUGACUUUUCAAUUUGGAUGCAUAAAUUCAUGACUGAGAUCGUCUUCCAAGCUUUCGUUGGUUUAAGAGUUAACGGAUUGAAACCAUACUUUAAUAGUAUUGUCGAAUCAUCAAAGAAAAAACCCACUGAAACAAAUCCCAUUGAUAAAGAAAUUGAAGAUUUUCCUGACAUUACUAAAGAAGGUUUAGAUAAUAUAGGCUUUUUUCUCACAAUUCCUUCAUUAGUCAGACAUACCAUCUUAAGAAAGAAGAACAUUGCGGCGCUAAAGAAUAGAAAGCAGACUUUUGAUAUUUUAACCAAGGUUAUUGAAACUCGACGAAAAGAAAUUAAGGAAACUUCGAUUGAUGAUAAAUUAAGACAGGACAUGUUAACAUUAUUGAUCACAAUGAAUACUGAACGGGAGCUUAUCGAUCAAAAAAGUGUUGACGAAGAACAUUCUAAACCUUUAAAUAAUGAUCAAAUUCAUCAAAUUAUACUUGAGGCAAUUUCUGGUGGAAUUGAAACAUCCGCAAGUACAUUAUGUACCAUGGUGUAUUAUUUAGCUCAUUACCCUGAUGUAUUGACUCGUUUGCGACAAGAACUUGAUACAAUCUUUGGUUUCGAGAAAGAUCGACAAAUCACGGUGGAAGAUCUUUCGAAAAUGCAUUACACGGAAGCUGUAUUCAAUGAAUGUACUCGUCUUGUAAAUCCUUCAAAGACACUCCCUCGUGUCUCUACUACAAAAGAUAUUAUAGCCGGUUAUGAAUGGCCUGCAAAUACGUUAUUCGAAAUAUAUUCUGACGGGAUUCACAGGAAUCCUGCUUUUUGGAAAGACCCUCAUAAAUUUAAUCCUGAUCGAUUUAUGGAAACCGAACCAUUAAGGAAUACAUAUUUGCCGUUUGGAGGUGGAGCGCGAAGUUGCCCGGGAAGAAAGAUCGCUAUAUUAGAAAUGAAAUGUUUAAUAUUUUUGAUCUAUAGAAAUUUUGAUAUCACAUUAGUAGAUAUGGAUGCCCCCAUGAAUUUAGAAUAUAAGUUUAUAAAUAUGUGUACGGAAUUAAAGGUUAAAGUUAGGCCAAGAUUUCCUCAAUAA
Molecule: messenger RNA, 1593 nt
Organism: Funneliformis geosporum
Lineage: Eukaryota; Fungi; Glomeromycota; Glomeromycetes; Glomerales; Glomeraceae
Source: the annotation of a GenBank genome assembly